UGGGCGGCACUCCAAACUCGUCGAGGAGGCCAAGUCCACGCAGCAGGAGAUCCAGAGUCUCGAGAGCCAAUACAACAUGGCCAAGCAGGCCGCCACGCAAGCAGCCACACAGGACGAAGAUCUACUCUCGACCUUGCAAGGAGUUCUCGCAGCCCGUAUGCCGCCAGGCAGCAGGGCACCACCCGACCUAUGCUCGAAGGUGGCAGAGCUCGCCUCCUACUUCGACGACCUCACCGCCCAGCACGCGCAGACCCAGUCGCCCUCAGGCUUCCCUGCCGUCGGCCAGUGCCCAGAGGACGAGUCAGGAGUGGACGCUGGCUCCGCGGCAAGCCAGCAGACCAACCCCGCCGAGCAUGUGCCGACCCCGACAGACACCGAGCUCGACGACGGCAAGAUGGACGAGUCGGAGUCCCUGGUGCGCGCGGCGUCCGCCCUCCAGUCCGUGGCCAGCGGCAUGGCGGAGAUCCAGGGCGAGAACGGCCCAGAGGACCAACUACGUCGCGUUCCUGGCGGAAACAUCUACACGUUUGCCACGAUCAACGGAUCGUGCUGGGGAGCAGUGAAGGCCUUCGUUGAGUCCGCCACUGCGAAUGAUUUAACUUUCAUUUGCGCACAGGAGUGCAAGCUAGAGUCAGGUGAUAGCAUCACGCGUCAGAUUCAAUGGUGCUUCGCACGCGGCUGGCUCGCCCACAUUUCGCCAGCCGCCCGCAGCCCCUCGGGUGAACUCGUCUCGGGGGUGGCGGUUUUAGUUCGGGACGGCUUGGACUUGGGGGCCCAGCCUCUCCCCUUCCCUCCCGCGACGGACAGCUCCAGGAUCGCUGGAGUUGUCAUCGAAGCGCCAGGGGUCCCAGCCUUCGGUUUGGUGAGCGCUUAUUUUCAGGCUUCUGUGGGUCUCAAUGAGACCAAUCUAAAUCUGCUGGCCACAAUCGGCCAGACCCAGGAUCUCGCGGGCAAGCCUCUCAUUGUUGCUGGUGAUUUCAAUUUGCAGCCAGAGAGGAUCCAGAAAGGCACGGAUUUUCUUACUCGUGCCACGAUGUUGGUUGCGGCGCCCACCGCUGCCACCUACUGCACUAAGAAGACGAAGUCGACCAUCGAUUUCUUUCUCCACAGCCAG
Prorocentrum cordatum is the source of this 1114-nucleotide messenger RNA. Lineage: Eukaryota; Dinophyceae; Prorocentrales; Prorocentraceae. The record is from the annotation of a GenBank genome assembly.